AUGCCGGAACCUUCACUGUAUGGAUUGCAGAUCCAGAGUACAAUUGCAGGUGACCACUGUUUCAGUGGAUCAACCAGUUCUACAGUUCCUCCCCUGGUAGGUACACUGGGAUAUUUUUCCUCGCAUGGAAUGAUGGGACAGUCUAUACAUGGAUUACAAACGCAGAGUACAAUUCCAGGCGUAACAGAAUCCAGUGGUUCUGGCAUAACCACAGUCACGCACCCGCUGCCAGGAAUCCGGGGAUAUGUUUCCCCGCAUGGAAUGCAAAUUUCUUCACUUCCCAGCAUGCAGAGUAGAAGUCCAGUGAUAAGUGAACACACACAAAAUACGGACAGUCUUUGCAACGCAUCUGGCACAAGUUCAGAAUCGGCACUACUAUGA
Messenger RNA from Porites evermanni, 381 nucleotides. NCBI's taxonomy places the organism in Eukaryota, Metazoa, Cnidaria, Anthozoa, Scleractinia, Poritidae. The record is from the annotation of a GenBank genome assembly.